This is a messenger RNA of Seminavis robusta, 1377 nucleotides long. The record is from the annotation of a GenBank genome assembly. Lineage: Eukaryota; Bacillariophyta; Bacillariophyceae; Naviculales; Naviculaceae.
AUGCCUCAGAUAAUUGUUGCCAUCCAGUAUUUAACGAAAGUCUGGAUAUAUCCAUCCCACGACAACGUCUUUGAGCACCUCACUGCGGCAGACUUGCAAGCAGAUGACACAUUAGAGAAGCUCUUCUUCGAAGGUAGUCUUGAGAAGGAAGGCGCUCGUCUUUGGAAUGUGCACCGAGAAGAACGACAACGACGAGGUAGCAGCAACGACGAACAAGAAAUACAAGGCGACAAGAGCAUUACCGAAGACAAAGAUGUCCCUCGCGAAUUCCAGCUGCGAAUGCGACGGCCGCUGAUUCCUUGUUUCUUCAAGAUGGAAUCCCCCUAUCGUCAAGAUUUCGACGAAGACGAAGAAGAACUUGACGAAGAAGACGAAAUUCCCGACUCUGAUUCGUCCUCGUCUUCCAAAGCCAACGACAAACCAUCGGACACCGUCGGCUUCGAAGACACAAUUGUUAUCCUAGAUGACGAGUCAUGUGACAGCAGCAAACCAAGAGAUCCAGACACGCUAUCCGCGUCUUCAUCUUGUUCCUCGUCUUCUUCUGACGAGUCAGACGACAGCAGCAAACCAAGAGAAAAAGACACGCUAUCCUCGUCGUCAUCUUCUUCUUCCUCGUCCUCGUCCUCUUCUGGCUCCUCGUCAUCCGACACUGAAGAAGGAGAUCAUGACAUGAAGCGGCGCAAGAUGAACGAGUCAUCUGCUCCCAUCGGCAGCGACAGCGGUAAUGGAGUUGGGGAGCAGCCGUCGAGGCAACACGGGGGCGACCGCAACCCAUCCUCUGAUAGCAAAGAACAAGACGACAGUGGAGAGGGAAGCAGUCGACAGAGCGGCGGCACAUCAUCUUGUGAUGACAACAACAAGACGUCGGGCGUGAAGCGACGACGCAGUGGCUCUGACGAAGACAACACGAUUGUUGUGAACAAUGGCAGCAAUCCUUCAGACAAUGAUACUCGGCUCAAAGAACUCAUAGAUCACCAAGAGAAAGUCGCGGAGCACCAAGAGAAAGUCACAGAGCACCACUUGAGUGUCUUGAAGACACUACGGGGCUACAAUGAUCUGCAACUCAGCCACAAGCAACUACGAAGCCGCUAUGACCACCUACAGGGCAUUGAAGAUCGGCAAGCAAAGGAUAUUACGAAUAAGCGAAGAGAAAUUACCAGGCUGAAGGAUGAAUUGGAACGAGCAAACAAGCAGAUUCGGGAGCUCGAGACGGAUCUAAAACAGCAAAAAGAUACUAGUGAUUUGCUAUCCAAAAGGAACAGACUGCUUUCAAGGGACCACAGGAAUCUGACAGCGGAACACAAGAAAUUGCAGCGCGACCACGAUGGCCUCCAAUUAACCAAGAAUGAAUUGGUUGAAAACGAAUCAGGCACCUAG